Molecule: messenger RNA, 588 nt
Organism: Prunus mume (Japanese apricot)
Lineage: Eukaryota; Viridiplantae; Streptophyta; Magnoliopsida; Rosales; Rosaceae
Source: RefSeq, a predicted model, not a curated record
AAUUACUAACCUCUCUACGUCUCAGAAGAAAUGGAUGACAAGGCUUCAGGGAAACAACACGAAGAGCUCUGGUGAGCCAAGUUAGACGAGAAAGGGUGGGCUGUCCUGAUUCCUGAGGUAGUUUCCUGAAUGGAGCCUGGAGCUGCAUCGAGGAGGACGAGCAGGUUUUCUUCAUAUGAGAGGUUGGUGGCCAUCGGGUUGGCCCUUCUAGCUGUGCUUUCUCCUCUUUAUAUCGACCGGACAACGGUAGAUGAUUCAGAACUUGAUUUGGAGCAGCCUAUUAACUUUGCUUCUUGGCUGCCUCUGCUGCUCUUGGUGUUGAUCUUGGCCCUCACUUUGUCGCUUUACUUGGACCGAAGCUUUACCAGGUUUGAUCCUUACUGGAUUCACAGAGUUGGCGGUUCUUCUAGUGGCAUCACGAUAAUUCUCAUGGUUCUUGCGUUGGUGUUGAAGUUUAAAGCUUCUAUUAGGAACUGGGAGGCUUAGCUCAAAUCUUUUGUAGUACUUUUUUCUGCCAUGUAAUUUGCUUAUCGCUUUACAGAACAAAGUUCAUGUAUCUUUUUUUUUUUAUUAUAUAUAAAUCAGAAU